AUGCGUCCCUUUGCGCCUCAGGGCCUUCGGCCACUUCGUUCCCUCUUCACGCACACUCCCACUAUUACUUCUACUCGUACACAUUCAUCGCGCCUCUUCUCGUCACAAAUCAUCCACCCGCGCCAUGUCCCUUCAGCGGCAAUCUUCUCUCAACCUCGGCGCAUCCUCCUACCCACCGCGUUCCGACAAAACUCCACAUCGUCGCGUCCUCUGACUGAGGACCCCAGUGACAGGACCGAGACCGACGCCGAGCGCCGGGCAAAGAAUGAAGACCGUCGCAAAAACGAGGAAGCUUACCGGAUCGCCUUUACUUGCAAGCCAUGCGGCGAGCGCUCUUCGCACCGCAUGUCGAAGCAGGGUUACCACCGUGGCACAGUCAUUAUCCAAUGCCCCUCGUGCGAAAACCGCCAUGUCAUGAGCGAUCACCUUGGUAUUUUCUUCGAUAAACGGACAACAUUGGAAGAUCUGUUGAAGGAGAAGGGCCAAACCCUGACUCACGGUCACACUGAUGGCAACUUGGAGUUCUGGGAUGACGGCACGACGAACAGCUUCACGUUGGAUGGACAGCAGGUGUUGGACUCCUCUGACAAGAAGUCUUCCUGA
Penicillium canariense is the source of this 603-nucleotide messenger RNA. Its product is annotated as DNL-type zinc finger protein. Gene Ontology annotation, cellular component: mitochondrion. Gene Ontology annotation, molecular function: zinc ion binding; protein-folding chaperone binding. Bases 1 to 603 code for a protein of 200 amino acids. Gene Ontology annotation, biological process: protein import into mitochondrial matrix; protein stabilization; protein folding. NCBI's taxonomy places the organism in Eukaryota, Fungi, Ascomycota, Eurotiomycetes, Eurotiales, Aspergillaceae. The record is from RefSeq and is a predicted model, not a curated record. The transcript has a single exon.